GCACCCAGGGCAGCAACCGGCAGCUGCAACGGUGCAGCAGCUGCAGCAGCAGUUGCAACGGUGCAGCGGGAGCUCCGGGGAGAUGUGGAGGCUGGCGGCGAUGCUGCUGCUGAGCUCGGUGUGCAGAGGUUCGGCCCAGCUACUCUUUGACUCCCCACGGUUGGUGGAAAAAAACGCCUGCAACCAUAGCGUCCUCCUGCCCUGCUCCGUCACCAAUAUGGAGCUGAACAACAUCAGAGCUAUGUUCGUCCGCUGGAAAUACAAAGGGAAGGACAUUUACACCUUCGACGGGUUCCAAGACAAAGUCACCAUCUCCAGCGACUUCCAGAGCGCGUCCAUAUUCGUGCCAGAUAUCCUCAGCGGCAAUUCCUCCCUGAGGCUAUCCGAUGAAGAUGCCGUCCUCGGAAAUUACACCUGCGAAGUCACGGAAGCGAACAGGGAAGGGGAAAUUAUUGUGGAGUUGCGAUACCACGUGGUUUCGUGGUUUAAUCCGAAAGAAAACAUUCUCAUCGUUAUUUUCCCGAUUUUGGCUAUCCUCCUUUCCUGGGGUCAGUUUGGUAUUGUGACCUUAAAGUAUAAAGCCAACUGUCCAAGUGAGAAAACCUUUGGCUUGAUUAUUUCUGGAAUAAUCCUCACACUUUUUGUCAUUAUUGGAGCUGCCCUCUUUAUCCCAGGUGAAUAUUCGAUAAAGAAUGCUUCCGGGCUGGGUUUAAUUGUAGUCCCUACUCUGAUGCUAGUACUGUUGCAGUACUGCGUGUUUAUGACAGCUUUUGGGAUGACCUCCUUUGCCAUUGCAAUAUUGAUCCUGCAGUUAGGUGGCUAUAUACUUGCUGCUGUUGGAUUAAGCCUGUGUGUCAUGGUGUGUGCCCCAACCCAAGGUCCUCUUUUGAUCUCGGGUCUGGCUAUCAUUGCCCUGGCAGAGCUGCUUGGCCUCGUUUACAUGAAAUUUAAAGCAUCAAACCAGAAGCCUCCCCAGCCUCCUAGGAAAGCUGUAGAGGAGCCCCUUAAUGCAUUUAAAGAGUCAAAAGGAAUGAUGAAUGAUGAAUAAAUGAAGCGGGCCGGCGGUCUCCGAUACGGCAGUAGAAAGACGAGAAAGGAAUGCACUUGUGUUCAGACACCGUGGCCUUGAUGAUUCGCUCUCUGAAGAGAAGGAAAUUAACUGGUUUGCAUAUUUCAAAAAAAAAAUGAUUGAUGCAUUACGUUUUCACUCAAAACAGCUUUAAUUUAGUCCAUAGACAUAUGUCUAGGAGCCCAGUUGAUAUCUAGGUUCUUUAAUUUUUUUGGUUGUUUCAUUUCCUUUCUGUUAUUCAACGUGGCUGGAGAUGGUCAGCCUUUGUGAAAUCCAGUUUCCCAAGGACUUCCGGGUCCUGGAUUUGGAAGCCAAGCCCAGAUGUGAGCCAGCCCCAUCCAAAGGUUGCCCAGAAAUCCCUUAGGAGCCGGAUUCCUGGUAGCUUCCGUCGGUUUCCAUUUCCACCACUGGCGGGUGGGUUGCCAACUGAGCUGUAGAGGAGGAAGCCGUCUCACCCGGAUAUUCAAUCACCUAGACCUCCACGAGCCAAUGAGGCAAGAGUGACGAGGGGCAUCUUGUAUGCCUCCAACCUGGAGCGGGACGGACGGAUGGGUGGGUGGAAGCAUCCGGUCUUUGGGAUGGACGGGGUCCCCGAACAAAAUCCAACGAAGGAUGAUUCCAGACUCCCUGGGCGGUAGUCUGGCCAUGCAACCUUUGGUUUCUUAAACAAGUCCCUCCUGGAAAUCUGGGCCUAUCUUUCGGUGACUCAGUUCUGUCUUACUGAGUGCAGCACCUUUUCUCCUCUUCGCGUCGGGGCAGUGACGCGGUAACUUCCUUUGGUCACGGAGAGGGAGGGGCCGGCUCCAUUCCCAGAACGCUGAACCUGCCGGCAGGAAGGGCUUACAGUAAGAAGCUCAGUUGUCCCUCGCUCGGUCUCGAGGGUUCCAUACCCAGUGGUGCUUCAUUUCUCAAUUCGGCCUGGGCCAUGAAACCCUGAGAUUGGAGAUUGGAGCUAUGAACCAAGCAUGGCAUGGUUUGGCAUAAUCCACCACGACCCCUUGGGCCUGGCCCCCCACACGGAGGUUGCAAACUACCGUCGCGUGGGAAGAAAAACAACAACAACUCAUCUCUGACCUCCCCAUAUUCCCACUCUGCCCCCUCCUUUCUCAAAGAUCGGGAAAAAAAAAAUUCACUUUGAAGAAGCUUCAUGUGGUGACAGUUUGUGAUUGCCUGAGAUAUUUUUAGAUCAUUAGCACUUGUUUCUCCCUUGUUCGUGUAUGUGUGCGCGUGCGUGUGUGUGUGUGGGUAUACGGCGGGCACAUGCUUAACCUAUGUGGGUAAAAGUCGGGAGGAUACAAGAGAGGAAAUGUUGAUGUCUGACUUUCUGGAGAGUGAUGGAAAAUGAAGGCACUUAUGCAAUGGAAAUAUUUCCGUUCAAUUAUUUGCUUGUUUCAAAUAAAAAAGAGCAAAAACAAAAAUU
Molecule: messenger RNA, 2489 nt
Organism: Tachyglossus aculeatus (Australian echidna)
Lineage: Eukaryota; Metazoa; Chordata; Mammalia; Monotremata; Tachyglossidae
Gene: CD47
Product: CD47 molecule
Exons: 11
Coding region: 83-1048 (321 amino acids)
Biological process (GO): positive regulation of inflammatory response; positive regulation of phagocytosis; positive regulation of cell-cell adhesion
Cellular component (GO): plasma membrane; extracellular exosome
Molecular function (GO): thrombospondin receptor activity
Source: RefSeq, a predicted model, not a curated record